Molecule: messenger RNA, 1830 nt
Organism: Eremomyces bilateralis CBS 781.70
Lineage: Eukaryota; Fungi; Ascomycota; Dothideomycetes; Eremomycetales; Eremomycetaceae
Product: DNA/RNA polymerase
Exons: 4
Coding region: 1-1830 (609 amino acids)
Biological process (GO): translesion synthesis
Molecular function (GO): DNA-directed DNA polymerase activity; damaged DNA binding
Source: RefSeq, a predicted model, not a curated record
AUGCCUCCGAGGAGAGAUGACCGAAUCAUACUACAUUUUGACUAUGAUUGCUUCUACGCCUCUGUAUUCGAGGUGGAGAACCCGUCUUUAAAAGGGGUCCCAUUAGCAGUCCAGCAGAAGCAGAUCGUGGCGACAUGUAACUAUGAGGCUCGAAGAAGGGGGUUACAGAAAUUGCAGUUGGUAACAGAGGCGAAGAAGACAUGUCCUGAGGUUGUCACCGUGCUCGGGGAAGACUUGACGAAGUUCCGCGAUGCGUCCAAAGAGCUAUUUCAGUAUCUUCGUUCCUUUUCUUGGAAUGAAAGGGUUGAGCGACUUGGACUUGACGAGGUGUUCAUGGAUGUCUCUGAUAUAAUAGCAUACAAUAUGGGCCUUCUGAACUAUAACGACCUCCGGACCGCCUUUUUCAAUAUGUCGCGUAGUGAUCCCACUGUUGGAUUCUCAUUUGACGCGUCUGUUCCAGCAGGGCAUACGUUUCCAGAGCAGGUGCUGCCGCUAGCAGAAGAUGAGGAGCAGCACUGGUCUGAUCCAGUAUUCAUUCAGCUGAGGCUACGUUUGCAUCUCGCUUCUCACCUUGCUCAGCAUCUUCGUCUGCUUGUUGAGAAGGAGAAGGGGUAUACCUCGACUGUGGGCGUUUCGACUUCGAAGCUCUUGUCAAAACUCGCCGGAAACGUCCAUAAACCAAGCGCUGGAACGACACUUAUGCCGCCCUAUGCCGAUGACUUGCAAGAUGACGCGGGAAUAGAACGCGAAAAGAGCAAUGUCCGCCUUUUCCUAAGUAAUUAUGAGGUCGGCCUAAUUCCUGGGAUUGGUCAUAAAAUGGCACAUGCCCUCCGGUCGUUCACGCUCGGACGAGAGGCUGCCCAGUCAGUGGAAUUGAAUUAUCAUAAGCCCUCGGAAUCCGUCACUGUUUCGGAGAUCCUUAAGCAUCCUGAUGCGAAUCCCAUUGCGUUCGAGCGGCUUCUCUCCGGGCAUGGCGCCCAACGAGGAAUUGGAACGCGGGUGUGGCAACUACUAAACGGAUGUGAUGACUCGGAUGUAUCGCAAGCAAGAGAUGUACCACGCGGUAUCAGCAUUGAGGACAGCUACCAGAAGCUCGAAAAAUUAGAAGACGUACAUGAUGAACUGCUUAGGUUGACAUGCAGCUUGGUCAAACGGAUGCGCGUGGAUCUGGUAACAGAUAUCGAGCCGCGCAUACUCGAUAGGGUAUCUCAUCAGAAAAACGAGCCUCAGCAAAGACGCUGGUUAGCACGCCCAAAGACCGUUCGACUGUCUACCAGAGACAGAUUCUCAUCCGCAACCAAUACAGAGGGGGAACGUUCCUGGGCUCGAACCUCUCGGUCCUGUCCACUUCCAUCUUUUAUCUUCGACCUUGGCCAAAGCGUUCCAUCAAUCGCUGAACAAUUUGUUACAGGGACACUUGAGAACCUCUUUCGAAAGCUGCACCCGGACAGAUUCUGUUUGAGUCUAAUCAAUGUUGGCGUCACUGACAUGGACAAUGAGAUUGAUAUAAGACGCGGUCGAGACAUUUCGACAAUGUUCAAGACCCAAAAUGACCGAUUAAGCGGCUGGAGGAUCGAUACUGAGAUACCACAGGCCAUGGAGAAAACCUCGAUAAAUGGAAAGAGCAUGGAACGGUCCGAUACUAUGGAAUUAUAUGGCUCUGAAGAGGACAUGCGACUCUCCCAAUCCAGCACAAAAGAAGUAGAAUCGCUUUGGCAAGACGAAGACGAAGUCGACACUCUCGACGACGUCGACUGUACAUUAUGCGAGGCCAAACUUCCCGCGUUUGCAAUGGCUGCUCAUCUACGAUUCCACCGCCUCGACAGUUGA